This is a messenger RNA of Gekko japonicus, 4257 nucleotides long. RefSeq names its product adducin 1 (gene ADD1). Gene Ontology annotation, molecular function: actin filament binding. Gene Ontology annotation, biological process: barbed-end actin filament capping; positive regulation of establishment of endothelial barrier; positive regulation of adherens junction organization. The coding region runs from base 14 to 2425 and encodes 803 amino acids. The transcript has 16 exons. NCBI's taxonomy places the organism in Eukaryota, Metazoa, Chordata, Lepidosauria, Squamata, Gekkonidae. Gene Ontology annotation, cellular component: postsynaptic density; adherens junction; cytoskeleton. The record is from RefSeq and is a predicted model, not a curated record.
CUAAAGUAGUGCUAUGAAUGGUGAAUCUGGAGCAGAGGUGGUAACUUCACCACCUCCCACAGCUCCUCAUAAAGAGAGGUAUUUCGAUCGAGUUGAUGAAAACAAUCCGGAGUACCUGCGUGAGAGGAACAUGGCUCCUGACCUUCGCCAGGAUUUCAAUAUGAUGGAGCAAAAGAAGAGAGUCUCCAUGAUUCUUCAGAGCCCUGCCUUUUGUGAAGAAUUGGAAUCCAUGAUCCAGGAGCAGUUCAAGAAAGGAAAGAACCCGACAGGCUUAUUGGCUUUGCAACAGAUUGCAGACUUCAUGACGACAAACGUGCCAAAUGUCUACCCCGCAGCACCACAAGGGGGAAUGGCGGCCUUGAAUAUGAGUCUCGGCAUGGUGACACCAGUGAAUGAUCUCAGGGGGUCUGAUUCUAUUGCCUAUGACAAAGGAGAGAAGUUACUGCGAUGUAAGCUGGCUGCUUUCUACCGGCUAGCUGACCUGUUUGGGUGGUCACAGCUCAUUUACAAUCACAUAACAGUCAGAGUAAAUUCAGAGCAGGAGCACUUUCUCAUUGUGCCUUUUGGGCUUCUCUACAGUGAGGUUACUGCUUCUAGCCUGGUUAAAAUAAAUAUUCAAGGUGAUGUAAUUGACCGUGGAAGCACUAAUCUGGGAGUGAAUCAAGCUGGCUUCACUUUGCACUCUGCCAUUUAUGCUGCUCGACCUGACAUUAAGUGCAUUGUUCAUAUUCACACACCGGCUGGGGCAGCGGUGUCUGCAAUGAAAUGUGGUCUCUUGCCUCUGUCACCUGAGGCACUGUCCCUUGGAGAAGUUGCUUAUCAUGAUUACCAUGGGAUUCUUGUGGAUGAGGAGGAGAAGGUUUUGAUUCAGAAGAAUCUCGGGCCCAAAAGCAAGGUUCUCAUCCUCAGAAACCAUGGUUUGGUAUCGGUUGGAGAAAGUGUGGAAGAGGCUUUCUACUAUAUUCAUAAUCUGGUUGUUGCUUGUGAGAUCCAAGUACGUACUUUGACCAGUGCAGGGGGCCCAGACAAUUUAGUGCUGUUGGACCCAGGAAAAUAUAAAGCAAAGUCUCGAUGUCAUGAGUCUCCGGAAGGGGAGGGGACAGCGUCUCAUCUAAAAUGGCAGACAGGAGAACAGGAAUUCGAAGCUCUUAUGCGAAUGCUUGAUAACUUGGGUUACAGAACUGGCUACCCCUAUCGAUGCCCUGCUCUGAGAGAGAAGUCUAAGAAAUUCAGUGAUGUGGAGAUUCCUGCUAGUGUCACAGGGUACUCUUUUGCUAGCGAUGGGGACUCGGGCACUUGUUCCCCUCUGCGGCACAGUUUUCAGAAACAGCAGCGGGAGAAGACAAGGUGGCUGAAUUCUGGCCGAGGGGAUGAUGCUUCGGAAGAAGGGCAGAACGGCGGCAGCCCCAAGUCGAAGACUAAGGUGUGGACGAACAUUACACACGAUCACGUGAAACCCUUGCUGCAGUCUCUCUCGUCCGGUGUCUGCGUGCCAAGCUGUAUUACCAACUGCUUGUGGACUAAAGAGGAUGGACACAGAACUGCCUCCUCUGCUGUCCCAAAUUUAUUUGUUCCAUUGAACACUAAUCCAAAGGAGGUCCAAGAAAUGAGGAACAAGAUCCGGGAGCAAAACUUGCAAGACAUUAAAACUGCUGGUCCCCAGUCACAGCUUCUUUCUGGGGUUGUUGUGGACAGAAACUUUGUACAGAGAGUAACUGUUUAUAAGGAUGCUCCCCUCUCAGACUGUACGGAAACAAUUGAAGGGCUCGAUCCCACAGAGCAGGCCUCUAGUCCCGCUAAACCUGUCUCUGUUAGAAAGGGGGAACUGGUGACUGCCUCCAAAGCAAUCAUUGAGAAGGAGUAUCAGCCAAGAGUCAUUGUGAGCACGACGGGACCAAACCCCUUCAACAAGCUCACAGACAGGGAACUGGAAGAAUACUGCAAAGAAGUGGAAAGGAAGCAGAAGCAGUCAGAAGAAGAUUCAGAUGAUGCCAGCCAACCAAGAGAAGAGGCUUCUGCUGACCACCCUGUGGCUUCUAUCCCACCCAGCACUCUGGUCAAGCUACAGGAAGAGAGGCCGCCUGAGCAGCCUUACAAAGAUGACAGUGAUGCUGCAACCUUCAAGCAAAGCCUCCCAGACCUCACCCCUGACGAGCCUUCGGAAGCCCUCAGCUUCCCCACCUCUGGAAAAGAAGAGGAAGGGAAACAUGAUAAAGAUCUGACCCCAGGCCAAGUUGAGUGUCCCGCGGAAAACCAAGACCCCCAAGUUCCGCCUGGGGAAGAAGCGUUGCCCCCACAGGCUGAGGAGGGGGCGACGGCGGACGCAGGCAGCGAUGAGUCUCCUGGGAAGUCUCCGUCCAAGAAGAAGAAGAAGUUCCGCACGCCUUCCUUUCUGAAGAAAAACAAAAAGAAGACUGACUCCUAAACACCUUCAGAAAUGCUGUCAUGUGUUAGAAUUUUAAGUUUAUUAACCACUAGAAUGUAUCAGAUUGUAUUGAGUGUUUUUUGUCUUAUGUAAAAAGCAGAACAAGUAACACCCUCAAGUUAUAGCUUGAUUGCUUAAGAUUAUAAUGGAAAAUUAACAAGCAGAAGGUGCUAAUCCUGUGUAUGUCGCAGCAGCUAAGCCGGUUUAUUCCUAGUAUGUAAAAGUAUGUAAACAUCGGAAGAAGACACUGAACCACUCUGUGCGUGUAAACUUUUCAAGCCCACGUUGCUUUAUAUAUUGAAGGCAAGCUCUUUCCACAGUGUCCUGCUUAAAGUGUGCUGCUGUCCGCUCACUCUAAAAGUUACCUUGUCCCAGAUCCUAGCUUGGUUGCAAUUGGCUUCCGAAGUACUGACGGCUGGGAGAUGACUCUGCAUUUAUAUUUUUGAGAGUUUGUAUUAUUGAACUGAAUAGAUCUGCUUCUGCACUGAAGCAGUGCUGUCCUGAGGCUUCAAAGAAUGUGGUCUUCCUCCCUUCCUGUUUUGAAUUGAAGCAUAGCUGAGAUACUAAACCUACUUGUUUUAUCUAAGAAGAAUUAAGCUGCUUGUGUUUCCUGCUGAGCACCUGGCCUGCUUUCUAAUGAAGUUUCCACAGAAUAAUAAACUAUUUCACUGAUUUAUUUUCUAGCAAAUUUGUAGUAUUGCAGCUCCUCCUAGAAAUCUGGAGGUUAGCUUCAAGUGCGGGAUAUGAAAACUCCCUGGUAGCGAAGACACACCUUGAUCCGGGCUUGUGGUCCCUGGCACAUUGGCUUGAAGGAGCCUGGGCAAGAUUGAUGGCUGCAGCCGCCACCUCCAGCAGUGGGUUUUCCCAGUGGCGAUUCAAACAGUGCCGGGAGAAACCUGGUAAGGUUUGCCACAUGCCGGCAGCAAGUGGCAUGUCUUGGCAGAGCUUGCCAUAUUCACAUGUCCUCAGCAUUCUCUUCUUUUAGCUGGGGUGUGUGUGUGUGUGAGUGUUCCAGACACAGUGAACAUUUUACUGUAAUAAUUGGGAUUCCUUGAGAACUUCAAACUGGGUUUACAUCUGAUUGUAACAGAAGCAGGUGCAUUCACAUACGACGAGGUCCGGGGGGGGGGGCUCUUUUUUUAAAUUGAAUACUGGAUGAUGAAUUGAAUACUGGAUGAUGCACCACAUCAGGGCUGUGUAACGAAAAAAGCCGGGCGCAUAGUAGCUCGCGUUGAAUACCUUACCCUAGGAGAAUGUGUUCAGUGACUGGGUGCAGCUUCAUUAGAAACAAAACACCUGUAUUUCGGUUCCACAUAGGUAUCUUGGAGCCAUUUAAAAGAAGAAUGCGAAUUUGCCUCUGUAAGACUGACACAGAAAGGUUUACAGGGAGCCAGGGUUGAUGGUAGUCAUACCACCACUGCAGGAAAAUGGGCAAGCGCUGUUCUCUGCAGAAGAAGAGGAGAGACUGAAACUGUCCGUGUUUCCUAUGGACUCUGCAUGGCACUAAUGGCUUUCAGCUUGUUUCCUAACUUUGUAUGUCCUGUGAACACUAAGCAGCCAGUCCCGAUUUCGCUCCGCUGUGUCUCAUGGCCUGAGUUGAAAUUGCAUCACAAAAGCCAUUGCUUCAUGUUUCUGUUAGAAAAUGUAGGGACUCAAAUUAUCUUUUUGACCACAUAUGCAAUGAUUUUGAAGUUCUAAUUUUGUAGUUCUUGAUUCUUUGUAUUACAAUAUGAAAUCUAGUUGUGUAUGGGGUGUGGCACACGGGGGUGGGGGUGGGAGGGAAGCAGAAGAGUCUUGUAUUUUUUCUUCCUUUGUUGUAUCAUUCAGUUCUA